This is a messenger RNA of Saccharomyces kudriavzevii IFO 1802, 1815 nucleotides long. It is a transcript of the gene BAP3, whose product is annotated as amino acid transporter BAP3. Lineage: Eukaryota; Fungi; Ascomycota; Saccharomycetes; Saccharomycetales; Saccharomycetaceae. Gene Ontology annotation, biological process: amino acid transmembrane transport. The transcript has a single exon. Gene Ontology annotation, cellular component: membrane. The record is from RefSeq and is a predicted model, not a curated record. Bases 1 to 1815 code for a protein of 604 amino acids. Gene Ontology annotation, molecular function: amino acid transmembrane transporter activity.
AUGUCAGAACCUAUAGUAAUGUCUUCCAAAAUGGAAAAGAAUACCGAGUUCGAAGUAACAGACUCGCCUUUAUAUAACAACUUCAAUACAUCAACCACAGCGUCGUUAUCUCCAGAAGUUAAAGAGCACUCUGAGGAAUCCCGAAAUGGGUUGGUCCACAGAUUUGUCGAUUCGUUUAGAAGAGCUGAGAGCCAGUGUCUAGAAGAGAAUAACGACUUGGAGGAUGGUACCAGGCCGAUGAAAUCGAACAAUCAUUUGAAGAAGUCAAUGAAAUCGAGACAUGUCGUUAUGAUGUCUCUAGGUACGGGUAUAGGAACAGGUCUGUUGGUUGCCAACGCCAAGGGUUUGAAACUUGCUGGCCCAGGGUCUUUAGUCAUUGGCUAUGUUCUGGUCUCCUUCAUCACGUAUUUCAUGGUCCAAGCGGCCGGUGAAAUGGGUGUCGCUUAUGCGACACUCCCAGGUAACUUCAAUGCGUACAAUUCGAUAUUCAUUUCAAAAUCAUUUGGUUUCGCUACCACUUGGUUAUUUUGUAUCCAAUGGCUUACUGUUCUACCGUUGGAAUUGAUUACUUCCUCCAUGACCAUCAAGUAUUGGAAUGAUUCAAUCAAUGCAGAUGUGUUUAUUGUCAUCUUUUAUGUCUUUUUAUUGUUCAUCCACUUUUUUGGUGUUAAGGCGUACGGUGAGACGGAAUUCAUCUUCAAUUCCUGUAAAAUUUUAAUGGUUGCGGGAUUCAUAAUCUUAUCAGUCGUUAUUAAUUGUGGUGGUGCUGGUGUGGACGGUUACAUUGGCGGUAAAUAUUGGCGCGAUCCUGGUUCAUUUGCAGACGGCAGCAAUGCCACUCGUUUCAAAGGUAUUUGUUUUAUUCUUGUAACCGCGUAUUUUUCCUUCGGUGGUAUUGAAUUGUUUGUUCUUUCCAUCAAUGAACAAUCUAAUGCUAGAAAAUCCACUCCCCUGGCCGCCAAGAGAAGCGUGUAUCGUAUCCUGAUCAUUUAUUUGUUGACCAUGAUUCUAAUCGGUUUCAAUGUUCCUCACAAUAACGACCAAUUGAUGGGUUCUGGAAGUGCGGCAACACAUGCUUCACCAUAUGUAUUGGCAGCCUCUAUUCACAAAGUCAGAGUCAUUCCUCAUAUCAUAAACGCUGUCAUUUUAAUAUCUGUCAUCUCCGUAGCAAACUCAGCCCUCUAUGCUGCACCAAGAUUGAUGUGUUCUUUGGCUCAACAGGGUUAUGCUCCAAGAUUUUUGAACUAUAUCGAUAGAGAAGGGAGGCCAUUACGUGCCUUAGCAGUAUGCGCUCUUGUGGGUGUCGUCGGCUUCGUUGCUUGCUCCCCACAAGAAGAGCAAGCGUUUACAUGGUUAGCUGCUAUCGCAGGUUUGAGUGAAAUCUUUACAUGGUCAGGAAUCAUGCUUUCUCACAUCCGAUUCAGGAAAGCUAUGAAAGUUCAAGGAAGAUCACUUGGUGAACUUGGGUAUAAAGCCAACACCGGUAUAUGGGGUUCGUACUACGGGGUUUUCUUCAAUAUUCUUGUAUUCAUGGCACAGUUCUGGGUAGCACUGUCGCCAAUAGGCAAUGGCGGCAAGUGUGACGUUCAAGCCUUCUUCGAAGGUUACUUGGCUGCACCCCUAUGGAUUUUUAUGUAUUUAGGAUACAUGCUUUACAACAAGGAUUUCACCCUUUUAAACCCAUUGGAUAAAAUUGACUUGGACUUCCACAGAAGGGUUUACGAUCCUGAAAUAAUGAGGCAAGAGGAUGAAGAAAACAAAGAGAAACUAAGAAACUCCUCGAUAUUCUUCAGAAUGUAUAACUUUUGGUGUUAA